Nanorana parkeri is the source of this 852-nucleotide messenger RNA. RefSeq names its product sulfotransferase 6B1-like. The coding region runs from base 1 to 852 and encodes 283 amino acids. Lineage: Eukaryota; Metazoa; Chordata; Amphibia; Anura; Dicroglossidae. Gene Ontology annotation, cellular component: cytoplasm. Gene Ontology annotation, molecular function: sulfotransferase activity. Gene Ontology annotation, biological process: sulfation. The record is from RefSeq and is a predicted model, not a curated record. The transcript is spliced from 6 exons.
AUGUCCACCGACAGCGACCUCAUCCACUUCUUCAACGGAAUCCCCUUCACCACGCGCUCUUCCGCCGAGCUCCUGAAAUCUCUGGACGCGUUCCAGGCCCGCGAGGAUGACAUCCUUCUCGUCUCCUAUCCCAAAUCCGGCACUCACUGGCUUGCUGAGAUCAUGAAGCACCUCUACACUGCCAAGGUCACCCUCACCUCGCCCAUCGAAUUCGGAGAUGUCUCAAAACUGGAAGAGAUGGACAACAUCGGAACCAAGAGGAUCAUCCCGACACACCUCGGCUACGACAUGCUCCCCGGAGACUUCAAGGCCAAGAAGUGCAAGGCCAUCUACAUCAUCCGGAACCCCAAAGACACGGCCGUCUCCUUAUUCCAUUACUACAAAGACAACCCCAACCUGCCCACCAUCGGCAUGUGGAGCACGUAUUUCGAUAUGUUUCUACAGGGACAAGUUGUGUGCGGAUCCUGGUUUGACCACAUCCUGAGCUGGGAGGAGCACCGUAACGAGAUGGGGACUCUAUUCCUCUACUAUGAAUCCAUGAAAAAGAAUCCCUUUAAAUCGGUGAGGAAGAUCAGCUCAUAUCUGGGGAUAAACAUGAAUGACAACGAAAUCCACGAAAUCUGCAAGAAAACGUCAUUUUCGGAGAUGAAGGACAACGUGGAGAAAGAAGUCAGCGACCCGAAUCACACCGUGUGCUCCCUGACCUCCAACCGUAGACUGAUCUUCCGAAAAGGCACUGUCGGGGAAUGGAAGCAGUAUUUCUCCACCAAGCAGAACAGGCUGUUCGACGAGCUCUACAACACCAAAAUGAAUGCCAGCUGCCUGGCCAAGAAUAUCCACUAUGAGAACUGA